Chara braunii is the source of this 4402-nucleotide messenger RNA. Lineage: Eukaryota; Viridiplantae; Streptophyta; Charophyceae; Charales; Characeae. The record is from the annotation of a GenBank genome assembly.
AAUGGCGGCGAUGACGACGAUGCAUCACCAACAACAACAGCAACAACAACAACAACAACAGCAGCAGCAGCAGCAGCCUCUGUUGGCACGGCAAUAUGGCGUGACGGAACCGCUUUCGUAUGCGCCUCCGGUCGAAUUGGACGUGAGGUUGAGCGAGGAGUUGGAGCGGUUGCUGAAGAACAAUGACCUGUACGAGUCUACUGACGAGAGAGUGAGGCGUGAAGAGGUGCUUGGUCGCUUAGACCAGAUAGUUAAGCGAUGGGUGAGAGAAGUAAGUAAGCAGAAGGGGUACAGCGAAACCCUCCUGGAUGAGAUCGGAAACGCCAAGAUCUUUACGUUCGGCUCGUAUCGACUGGGAGUCCAUGGUCCCGGUGCUGAUAUAGAUACACUCUGCGUCGGUCCGCGCCAUGUGUCUAGGGAAGAGGACUUCUUUGGCGGCUUGUAUAGGAUCCUUCUUGAUAUGAAGGAAGUGACGGAGCUGCAUCCUGUCCCAGAUGCUCACGUUCCCGUCAUGAAAUUCAAGUUCAAUGAUAUCUCCAUCGAUCUCCUCUACGCGCGUCUUAAUCUCCUCGCGAUUCCUGAGAAUCUGGAUCUUGGAAAAGAAGACAUCCUCAAGAAUGUUGAUGACAAGAGCGUCGUCAGUCUCAAUGGCUGUCGAGUGACAGAUUCCAUUCUGAAGCUCGUGCCGCACGUGGACCACUUCCGCACGGCUUUGCGCUGUAUGAAGCUGUGGGCGCGAAGGCGGGGGGUCUACUCUAACGUAUCGGGGUUCUUAGGGGGGGUGAAUUGGGCUCUGCUCGUCGCGAGGAUUUGCCAACUUUACCCUAAUGCAAAUCCGAGCAUGUUGGUGGCGCGCUUUUUCCGCGUGUACGAGUAUUGGAAAUGGCCUAACCCUGUGAUGCUGUGCCAUAUCGAGGAAGGUUCGCUCGGAUUACAGGUGUGGGACCCGAGGCGCAACCCGCGCGAUAAGUAUCAUCUGAUGCCCAUCAUAACCCCGGCCUACCCGUGCAUGAACUCCAGCUAUAACGUAUCGGAAAGCACGUUGCGCGUGAUGAAAGCGGAGUUUGCGAGGGGAAAGGAUAUUUGUGACCAGAUUUACAACGGCGACUGCGGGUGGGAAGAUUUAUUCAAACCUUAUCCUUUCUUCGAAGAGUACUCGCACUACCUUCAGAUCGACGUGACAUCGUACAGCGCAGACUCACACCGAUCUUGGACAGGCUGGGUGGAAUCCCGGCUACGCCAACUUACGCUGAAGGUGGAAAGAUACACUUCCGGCAAUCUCCAGGUGCAUCCGUAUCCGUGCGAGUUUAUGGACCCGGUACAGAAGGGACGGCACUCUGCGUACUUCAUGGGGCUGCAGAGGAGGCCUGGCUUUUCGGAUGGGGAGGGCAAAUCAGAAUUCGACUUGCGUCAGACCGUCCAAGAAUUCAAGGAAACGCUUUAUACGUUUCUGUCUUGGGAAACGGGGAUGGAUAUCGCGAUCUCCCAUGUGAAGAGGAGGGGGAUUCCCGCGUACGUGUUUCCCGGGGGGGUGAGGCCAGCAAGCAUGAAACCGAAGAAGGGCGGGGGGGCUGGCGGGGGGGGGAAAGGCGGCGGAGGCGGCGGGAACGUCGCGCUGAAGAAGCGGAAGUUGGCGAAUCAAGAGAGUGAUGCCGGAUCCAAGAGCGGUCGAGGACCCCAGCAGCCGAGGUCACAAAUGUUGUCGUCAACGAACGACAAGCCGUCGUCGAUACUCGCAGUUGGCGGCGGCGGAGGGGCAGCAGCAGCAGGUGAGGCCGGGGGCGCGGGGGAAGGGGGAGGUGGUGCCCAACAACCCCCCCCGGCUUCGAUUGCUUCGUCUCGGAUGUCGCCGCCGACUUCAGGGGCGGCGAUCUUGGAGCGCGGGGGGGGGCCGACAGCGGCGGACACGAUGGGCGCAUCAGCGUCUGCUGAAGAGAAGGAUCGGGUUCCGCCGAGCGCGCUGGCGGAUCGCGCACCGCCGAGCGCGCAAGGCUCAGAGGAGACGGGAAGGGCGGGGGCGGCGGCGGAAACCGGGGGGCCAGUGAGCAAUGGUGGAUGCGAUGGGUCAGCAGGGAGAGAUCCGUCUGAUGGUGCUGACGUGGCAGUUGUCGGGAACGAAAGGCAAGGCCAAGAGCUCGAGCACGUGCAUCCCAAAAGGGAAGUGGAGUUCAAAAGAGGCAGAAGCAAUCUGUUGAGGUUGAAUCCUUCCGAACAGAAAACGGAGGCAUCGUGAGUUGAGGUUCCAGAGACUGACUUGUUCUCUGCUCCGAUCCACACUGAUGUUGGCUUGUCGUUGUCAGAUAGGUGCAGGUGUUGUCUUCGGCAGCCCAUUGGAGAGAUGCAUAGGGACCUGCUGCUCAACUGCACGCACAAAGACGGAGAGACGUGCACCUAUCAUUGUGGCUUUCCUCCCCCUCCUGUUUCAGUUUUGUUUUUCAAUUCUAUUUUACUUCUGCUUCCUUAGCCUGUAGCUUAUGCGACAAUGUAAUAUAACGCCGUGACUGGCCUUUCUCCACCCUCCCCUUCUUGCUUUUCCUCUGUCUAUCUUGGCCCUUCUCCCUCUCUCUCACUCUACGUGAAAUCAUUUUGUACCCUUUGCUUGGUGUCUGUCUUGUGGUGGUGUGUGCUGCGGCUCUGGAUUUGCUCAUCCAACACCGUCCAAGUUUGGCCUCGCCUUGCUGUCCUCUAGGGGAGAUCGCCUUAUGUUUUACCCAAAUCAUGCCACGUGGCUGCGAGAUUGGAGAGGCAGAGAGAUGGGCGUCUCUAAGAGAAUGAAAAGUGCAUGUGAGACCUCUAUUUGAGAUACGCUGGACGUCAACGUGGAGUCCUCUAUGUUACGGAUUUUUGGUCAUGGCAACCUCAGAAAGGCACAUCUGAAGUCGGGACAGAGUGGAGGAUGUGGGCGUGGGUAGAGUGAGGGGAAGGUCGGACGGAAAGGAGAGGGUCCCAGUUGGGCAAAGCUCGAGUGGAUGGGAGAGUGGAACAACGGGCGCGAGUGUUUUGGUGGUUGGCGAUGGGACCAACCCUGCUUCGGCUAUGGGGUACUGUUCUUAGCGCUGAACAUGGUGACCCUAUAUCUGAGGAUGGGUUCAUGAGGGUAGGAAUUUGGAAUUCCUCGAGUUUCCGGUUACGGCCGAUUACGUGAGGGAUUGGUAAAGAGAGGAUCUUGGAAUGGGUCAAGAAAUGGGGUGGUUCAGGGGGUGGGCCGGCUAACGAAGGGAUGUGGAAGUUGAGUGGUUAUGUCAGGCCAAGGGGAAUCGCCUUGUCAGCUUGAUCAUCUUGGUGCCACGGCGAGGGGGAGAGCAAGGUUUGCUUUGCUCCUUGGCAAAUGACGAAUCGCCUCAUCAGGUCGUGGUGUGUUCGGGAUCGCUGCUGUGCUGUCAUCCCAGGACAAGCGUUUUGAUGGCGCUGUCCUUGAAAGGGAGCAGGUCCGAUGGAGCGGGCCAGCAACGAAUGGAGGUCCAUGGGCAUGGCUUGCUGACCAGAACCCUGGUGGUUGUUGCUUUGCUGCUCCUUGGCAUUUUCAGGAUCGCUGCUGCGCUGUUAUCCCAGGAUGAGCAUUUCAACGCUGCCCUCCGUGAGAGGGAGCAGGUCUGACCGAGCAGGCCAGCAAUGAAUGGAGGGCCAUGGCUGUAGCUUGCUGACCAGAACCCCGGUGGUUGUUGCUUUGCUGCUCCUUGGCAUGUUCGGGAGGGAUUGCUGCUGUGCUGUCAUCCCAGGAUGAACAUUCGACACCGCCCUCCGUGAGAUGGUACAGGGUAAGAAUGGGAUUCGCUCGUGGGCCAUCUAGGAGAAAGGUGGGUGCAUGCGGAGGGGGACCUUUCUUCUGAAUGACCGCCUAUGGAAAGCGUCGGGCAAUUUGAAUCGCCUUUGGUCGUAAUCAUGCUUUGCUUGGGUCAAAGGUGUCCAACCAUAUUGGCAGGCGUCAUGAGUCUUCGGGAGCGAAGAUGGCUAUGUAUCUCAUUGGUGGACCCUCCCACAGACAACGAGGACAGGGAAUUGUAGGCAUAUAGCAGAAUGAGUUGUUUAUGAGGGCAUUGGGAGGGGGGGCUUGGCCCUCUGUUUUUCUCCCCUUUGCUGCCCUUUUAAUUUGUCCCUUGAGGUCUCGGAUUGAAGAGGAAGGGUGCGCUGUGCCUUGUUGUCAUUGUAGCAUUUGCCAUGGGAGCCUCGUUGUGAUGCUCUAUCUCUUUUCCUCUUUGCGUGUCAGGGAUUGCCUUGCCUUAGUCCUUCCUUCAUCCUCUCCUUUGGUGCCCCAUUGCACCCUCUAUCCUGUAAACUUUGAUUAGAUAGAGUGCAGGGUCAUUGCAUUGGGGCAUCAGUUAGGCAUUGUUGUAUGUCUUUCCUGCCUAUAGUUGUGAAACUUUUGAACCUUUUUUUUUGUUAAUAAAGUUUAUAGCCAAUU